AUGUCAUCUAAAGUUAUUCAAGAUUAUGAAGAGAUAGGUGCUAAGAAAAGAGCGGACAGAGAUUCUAAUCUUAUCAAGGAGUGGCUAAUUCCAGAAAGCAAAUUACCAAAGAGUAAAGAUGUCCUUAAGUUUCCGGAGGAAAGUGGAUACCUAAGUAAAAAGGAAAUCGAAGUGACAACAUCCUCCGCGCCAAAAAUUGUUAACUAUAUUGCUGAACAUAAAUGGACUUCGUAUGAGGUGACCAGUGCAUUUUGCCAUAGAUCACAAAUUGCCCAGCAGCUAUGCAACUGUCUCUCCGAAAUUUUUUACAAAGAAGCCCUAACCCGGGCACGUGAGCUAGACACUUACUACGAACAGACAGGCAAGCUUAAAGGUCCACUUCAUGGUUUACCGAUAUCUUUAAAGGAUAACAUUAAUGUUAAAAAUCAUGCAUCAACAAUUGGAAUGGUUGACUUUUGUUUUAAUCCAAAAGGUGGCAUGAAGCAAAAUUCGGCAAUUGCAGCCAUGCUUUUAGAUAUGGGUGCAGUUUUUUAUUGUAAAACGAACGUACCCGUUGCAAUGAUGAUGCCUGAAACUACAAAUCAUGUUUAUGGUACCACGACAAACCCUUGCAACCGUCUUUUGAGUCCUGGAGGCUCGUCUGGUGGUGCUGCAUGUCAAGCCGCACUCAGAGGUUCGUGCAUCGAAAUCGGAAGUGAUAUUGGUGGUUCUAUUAGAAUACCAUCUUCAUUCACAAAUAUAUAUGGACUUCGCCCAACCUACGGAAGAUAUCCUACAUAUGGAACUAGAUCGGGACUACCUGGUCUUGAAUCUGUGCAUUCAGUAAAUGGUCCAUUAUGUGCCUCGUUAGAGUCACUCGAAUUUUACAUGAAGACACUAGCCAAUGGAGAUCCAUCCCAAUAUGAUCCUGGUGUUGCAUAUAGGCCUUGGCAGCAAAUUGACCUUCCAAGUGUCUGUAGCUUUGCUGUGUUGAUGGAUGAUGGUCAUAUAAAGCCUACUCCACCAAUUACGAGAGGUCUGAAGAUGGUUACGGAAGCUUUAAUAAAGCAUGGGCAUAAGAUUCUUGAUUGGAAUCCUGCCGAGCACGACAAACUUCAACAACUUAUUAGUGAUUUCUUUGUGGCAGAUGGAGGAAAGCAUGUACUCAAAGUUACAGAAGCAACUGGGGAACCAUUAUAUCCUUACAUGUCGAAUUAUGGUACAUCUAGCGAAAUUUCAGCGGGCAAACUUUGGGAUCUUCAGUCCAAAAGAAGUGCCGUGUGCAAAGCGUUUCUUGACCGCUGGAUGUCCACUGCUAAAACAACGGGGACUGGACAUCCGAUAGAUGCAAUUAUUGCACCUGUGACGCCAAUGGCGGGUUCCCCACUAGAUAAAUUUGGGGAUUAUGUGGGCUAUACUUCGGUUUUUAAUGCUCUAGAUUAUUCUGUGGGAAUCAUACCAGUUUCUCGUGCCAACAAAAGGCUUGAUCCUGUGGAUAAAUCUUUCAAACCACGUAACGCUAGUGAGAAAUUCAUCUGGGAUAAUUAUGAUCCAGAAGAAACGGAAGGUGGUUCCAUUAGUGUUCAAAUAGCUUGUAGAAGAGGAGAAGAGGAAAAGGUUGUGGCAUUGAUGAAAAUGAUUUCAGGUUAUUUAGGCAAGUAA
Brettanomyces bruxellensis is the source of this 1641-nucleotide messenger RNA. RefSeq lists its product as uncharacterized. NCBI's taxonomy places the organism in Eukaryota, Fungi, Ascomycota, Pichiomycetes, Pichiales, Pichiaceae. The record is from RefSeq and is a predicted model, not a curated record. Bases 1 to 1641 code for a protein of 546 amino acids. The transcript has a single exon.